This is a messenger RNA of Daldinia decipiens, 1294 nucleotides long. RefSeq lists its product as uncharacterized. Lineage: Eukaryota; Fungi; Ascomycota; Sordariomycetes; Xylariales; Hypoxylaceae. The record is from RefSeq and is a predicted model, not a curated record. The transcript has a single exon. The coding region runs from base 180 to 1109 and encodes 309 amino acids.
CUUUUUCGAAGCAAUUCAACACAACUCAACAGAAUUCAAUACAAUACUACAUACGAAUUGGACGAUUGCGAUAUUUGCAAUAUCGAGGGGAUGCGCGACAGGCUUAAUGAACUCAAUUAACUGAAUAGUCUGUGUAUUAAUAAAGAAGUGCCUACUGGCACACCGCACAUCCUGCCGAUAUGCCACCAUUACUUCCCCGGCCGGUUCUCCUCCCACGAGGAUCCAUAUCACGAGCCCUCUUCUCCUCCACUGCCCGCCGACCCGGGCUGCCAAGGAUCCCUCCAGAGUCCCCUCUCUUCAUAAACGUGCCGAACCCGCCGCAAGAUCAGUCCAUAGAAGCCCUGCGCGAGCUUAAGCCUAUCAAGGGUCAUCUACCAGUGCCGCGGCAGGUUUUCAAGAAGCGUGAUGGUCACCUUAAGCCCCAAGAUGAAUGGCUUUCGCAGUCUGCACCCGAACCCUCCUCCGAGCGCUCUAAACAUGCUCCCCGCUCCGAGAUCCAAUCAUGGAAACGCCGAAUAGCCGCCUCCCGCCGAGAGAACAUGCGCGAGGGUGUUCGCGCUCUAUACUCUCGAAAGCAGCUCUUCGAUACCCGGCGACUUGAGCGGCAGACUGCCAGGCUGACCGCCAAUCGAGCCGCCGCCACAGCCCCAGAGCGCGAGGACGAGCGGUUAACUCGUGGCUCGAUAAACGCCGGCACAUUACAAACCAAGGUACAUCCGGACCCGGAACGCUUCGAGCGGGCCCUCGAGUCCCGCGAGCGCACCGAGUCCUUGACCACGCAGAGGAGCGAGGCCCGCCGUGACGCCAUCCAGGAGCUAUACAUGAAGGCACGGUCAUUCAUCGUCGACGAAAAGGAUCUAGAGACCGAGGUCGAGCGCCUAUUUGCCCCCGACUACUGGAAGAAGAUGGGGUUUUCGGCUAGCGGCUACGACGUGAACAAUAUCUGGGACCUGGACGGCAAGCCUAAGACCGUUGCCAAUAUGCUGAACGAUGUGUCGCGGACUACAAGCCUAUUGAUAAAGAACCUAGAGACAGAGAAGACCCGAACACUCAAGAGGCAGAAGGAGGUUGCCGAGGAGUUGACUGGUGGUAAGCUAGACGAAGCCUAGCGACGACUUGAAAGCAGAGGCAAGAAUUGUAAAUAUAAGUCUAUUAGGUCGCACCAAUCCUCUUUGGACGACAGCCGCAGCAUACUCUGGCAUCGAUGCCAAUUACGGUUAUCGGUACAAGUUUGACACCUUCACAAAAGUUGUACCAUGUAUGUACCUAUAAAACGACAUUUAUGAUCUACAAU